AUGCGCGGCCCGCCGCCCUCGUCCUCGGCGCACGCGCGCAACGUGGCACUCCACGAGGCGGGGCCGAUCGUUAGGCGGGGAUGGACGUGGGGCAGAGCGCUUGUCCCGAACGCUCUUGGUCGUCGGCGUCGGUGCUGCCCCAUCCAUCUCAACAACUCGAUUCCGAUCUCGCACCCAUCAAUGACUCUACCGACGCGCUCUACUAUGCUGCGCGACGUCUACAAGCAGAGGGAACGGUUGAGAGCGCCACUGCAGGCGGGGGAGAAGAUGGCGGGCGAGCUGGCCGUCGCGAAGUGGACGACGGCCUUCGACUUCGGCAUUCCAGCGAGCGACAUCCGGGGUUCAGGCCCACUGUUGCCAGAGGCGCCCUGGUCCGCACCUAACGGUGACCGAUCAGCUGGGGAAGGCGCUGGCGUUGGUGAAUCACCUGCUCCGCUCGGUCUCGCUCGCUGGACGACGGCCCCGGCGGCCUGCGACGUCGACUUCGACUCCGACACCGACAUAGUCCGCGAGCGUCGUCCGGGUUCAGGACCACAGCGAUCUGUCCUCCCCGGUCCGCAUAUCCUAGGUAUAUGUAUGAGGGUCCUGGACAAGAUCAGUGUACCCACCCAACGAUAUCCGCGUGAGCCCCACGUGCGAUUUGAGUCGUCAAAAUACGCGGCAAGCUCCUUUGCUCCUGCGGCAACUGCGAACUCGCCUCUUUACAGAAAUCGCCCCUUGCGAACAGCCGACGCCAGCGGACAUACAGCGCAGCUCAAGAGCCAUACAAGUAACUGCAGCUGGGCCAUCUGGACGCUCUCCAUUCUCUCCUCGUCGACGAAAAAAGCUUGCCUACGAUCUGCCUGUCCCAUUCGUGCACCUCAAGGACCACCUUGCAUGUCGACCAGCACAGGCGAACCGACGACAGCGUCGAGCGCCUCGCCCCUUGUGCGACCUACAGCGCAAACGGCUGCAGCAGAUCGUGCAGCCCAUCGGCUCCGAAAAACGCCCAGCCGCUCCGCGACGGGUGACGAGAGCAAACGGCGUAGUCGCGCGUCCCCGUUAAACGCCUGCCAGCCUCAGCCUCGUGAUGAAUCGCAACUACCUCCGGUAACGACUCCACCACAGCCUCCUCCAGCUAGGACAGGUACUAUCAAUGUACCCGAGGACUCGGAGUCCGAGCUUCUCAACGGCAGGCAAGAACAGCCGUACAAUCGCUACAGGCACAGCGACGUUGACUACGAAGCCAAAUACAAGGCGGACGCAUACGGCGAGGAGCUUGGCCCACAAGCGCGGGUGUGGAACGUCUAUAACGACGAGGCCCAGAUGGCUGAUGCGGAGAUGGUGAAGGGGAUGAAUGGCUCUAUUGAUGUGCUCCUGGUAUUCGCCGGUCUCUUCUCUGCCGUCGUCACCACAUUCGUGGCGCAAAGCUCCCAGAAACUAGACUCUGACUAUGGGAAAAUUAUAGCAUCCCUUGUCUAUGAGUCUACUCGUGUGCAGCGCGCUCUCGCCACCGGCACUCCGAUCGAGGACAUCCCCGUCUCCCAGCUUUCUUUUGACUCCCAGACUCAGAGUAGGGGUGACUUGUGGGUAAAUGGAUUGUGGUUUACCAGCCUCCUUGUCUCGCUGUUGACUGCUCUGGUCUCCGUCGUGGCAAAGCAAUGGAUACAGCAGUUCAAUUCAAUGACGGGAGGCUCCCCUCGAGAUCACGCGUACGCCCGGCAGUAUCGAUUCUGGAGCUUUAAUCGCUGGAAUGUUCCCUUCAUCAUCGGUUGCCUUCCCGUGCUGCUCACCAUCGCGCUGCUGCUCUUCUUCGCCGGACUCGCUGUCUAUGCUGCCCCGCUGGAUUCCGUCAUCUCGCUCAUAAUCAUCGCAUUCUCAACAACCACUCUUCUGUUGUACGCCGCCACCGUCGUAAUGCCCAUCUUAGUACCACACUGCGCGUACAGAACCCAGAUUGCCGACUAUAUCCUGGCUGUACGCAAAGUCAUCAUCCAUCUGCCCUCCUGGAUCCUCGCUAUCUGUGUCUCUUUACUGGCCUAUGUGUUUAACCUCGUGGGGUGCAAGAGCCCGAUGCGCCCGAGAUUUCCGGUCCAUAAUCUCCAUUCCGCUGAUCUCAAGUCGCGCGAAAAAGCAGACAUAGAAAAGCGUAAUGAAUUUCUGGCCGCGUCGUCCUUGCGCUGGCUCUGCAAUUCAUCCUACAGCGUCUCUGCGGUGCACAUUUCAGCGCAGGCAUUCUCGGCCCUGCCCAUCACCUUCCGCUACAUGCAGUCCUCCGAAAUGGAGCCGCCUGCUUUGGACUUACUGUCGGCUUUGGAGAAAACGGAGCCUCAAGAAGUCUUGUCCAGCCAUCAAAAGACUGCCGAGCGACUAGCCCGAGCUAUCCUGCAUCUUCCAUAUGCCGCAUAUCAUCUUGCGCGCUCGAGGCUUUGGGAAGCUCUCACCGAGAGAUGGGGGUUUGUCACCUCCCCACAACUGGACGCUGGCUUGCGCGUGAUGCUACUCGUGCGCUUGUGCGGUGAUGCAGGUGCAUGGGGUGAUCUUACCUUGCUUAUCCGAGUCCGGCAGGCAGUCGAUACAUCGAAAUUCUCGGCCGAGACAGCCAUCCUGCAUCCUAUCAUCUGGCGUUGGCUGUUCCGCAUGGUCCGCGCUGCAUUGCGUUGUCUGCAGUCCGUGGAAGGCUCAGAGGAACCACACGAGUGGAAGAGCAUUAUGGAAUGGGAGCUAAAGCGCAUCCGGACCACGAUCAACUAUAUAUGCCCGGAGGACAAGCUUUAUCAGCAAAAGCCGCCAGUGAGCGCAACCGGCGACCUCCUCGGGAACGCGGCUGGCGGCCUCUUUGAGAACGCAUCUGGCGAUCUCUUCGAGAACACUGCCAUUUCGCUUGCCGACUAUGCCGCAUGCUGUUCAUGGAAGGAGGCGCCGCAGAUACUGGCGGAAAACAUGGACAAACUUCGCGGUCUCCUCUCCACGCAUAUGAGGCGGGUCGAGGCGGAGAGGGGAAAUAAGCCAAUUGACAGGCGUCGAUACCGGCUUGACCCUCGUUUCGGCUAUAGCUCUGGUCUCUCACCUCUUGGUUCUGCUGGCCAGCGAUUACGCUCCCGAAGCCGCCCCGAACCUGCGCCUACCGGGCUCUCUGAAGGAAAUGGGAAUCGGGGAGACAUCAAAACCGCGACCCCAGAUCUGGAUACCGCGAGCGCUGCAGGUACAUCCAAGAUACCUGACCGAAUUGCCACCGAUGGGACUGUCGGAGCAGUCUACGGGGCCGGGACGACGCACUUAUAAUGCCUGGCCGCUCGACAUGACUGCACCAUCUGACCCCGCUCACGCAUCUGGUAAUGUAGCAAGCGGCGGUAACAGUGACGAAGGGAGUCGGACUGGUCAGCAGAACAGUCGGCAUGAUGCUGAGGAACCCCAAGCUCUUUCGCAACUGCUAGUUGGGGGUGGGGGUGGGGGGAGGGAAGCCCGGCAGGUGUCACUGGUUCACGCUUUUAGCCUUCGCCAUUAUCUACAAAAUAAUAACGGAUUCCCGCUACCAUUUAUGGUAGUGGGUCUUAGGGACG
Schizophyllum commune H4-8 is the source of this 3542-nucleotide messenger RNA. RefSeq lists its product as uncharacterized. NCBI's taxonomy places the organism in Eukaryota, Fungi, Basidiomycota, Agaricomycetes, Agaricales, Schizophyllaceae. The transcript has 6 exons. The record is from RefSeq and is a predicted model, not a curated record. Bases 1 to 3264 code for a protein of 1087 amino acids.